AUGGUUCAAGUACUGGCUGAUCCCACAUUCUCUCCCGCCGGGACACCAACCUACGAGGCCACCGAUGGCCCUCUCGUGAAGCGCCCUGGUUUUGGCAGGACCGACUCAUCAACCUCAAUGAGCCGAGAGGAGCAUGCCAAGCGGAUGCAAGAACUCAACAAGAAGAGAGGAAUGAUGAAGGCACCCAGACGAGGCUGGUCAAUGACCGACUACCAGGGCGAUCACGUCCCUGCAUCCCACUCUGGCGCUGCUCACAUUGAGCGACAAGCUCCUAUCCCUGAGAACGACUCUCCUUCUCCAACCGAACGUCAAGAGCCUGUGUUUCCCGAGUUCCCAGCUGAGGACAAGAAAAUCCAGAUUGCCCACCGACCUAAAUUGCCUCCCCCUCGCCGUUCAUACUCUGUCAUGGACUAUGAGCCAAUCCCACAAACUCAACCACAGCCUCCCAAGGAUCACACCAUACUUGAUCUUCCUUCCGAGCUUCACUACACCAUCUUUGACCACCUCGACCCCAUUGACAGCGUUUGUUUCGGCCUCACCAACUCCAACUUUUACGAUAUCCACCGACGGUUGCACGGUACUGUACCCCUUUCUAGCCGGUACUCAGGGCCAAACGACAUGGAAUGGGCCUGGCGAGGAGCUGGCCCUCUUGUUCACCGACAAGAGCGAGAUCCCGAGAAAGAAGGUACCAUUGAGCAGCUGCGUGUCAAGGGGCAGGUCUACUGCAGAAAGUGCGGAAUCUCGCGAUGCGAGCUGCACCGUCACCUCAAAGAUUGGAUGCCCGAGGGCUCCGAGUACUGCUCUAUCAAGGAGGCCUUCGGAAAGCCCGCUGGAGAGGACGCGAAGCCAUACUGCUACAUGAAGUCACCCAAGAACCCACACAGAUGUGGACGCCACGGAGGAAAGAAGGGUCAAUAA
Fusarium pseudograminearum CS3096 is the source of this 918-nucleotide messenger RNA. RefSeq lists its product as uncharacterized. Bases 1 to 918 code for a protein of 305 amino acids. Lineage: Eukaryota; Fungi; Ascomycota; Sordariomycetes; Hypocreales; Nectriaceae. Gene Ontology annotation, molecular function: protein binding. The transcript has a single exon. The record is from RefSeq and is a predicted model, not a curated record.